AUUCUCACAACCAACCAAUCCGAGCGCCCCCCAGCGUAUGAGGCGCGAUACUACAAGCCAAUCAGUGCGCAGUAGGGGCGGGGCUUGUCUGAAUACGGGUGGAGCGCGAGGACGAUAAAAAAAGAACAGAGCGCGCGGGAGAGAUAGAGGCAGAGCACGGAGCAGGUGGAACCGUCGCUGCUGGGCUGGACCGGACCCGUUCACUCGCAGCGGCUCCAGAAAAGCUUCAGGUCCGGGGACAUGGCUGCGGGAUUCGUCCUGAGGCUCCAACAAAACGAUUUUUUUAGAAAAUAAAGCCGAAAAUUGAUUAAUUCUCCUUAAUUCGACGGUGACCGGUGGAACCGCUGGAAAGCCGUUAGCCAGCUAAAGGACUAAACGAGCAAAGGCCUUUCCUUCAUUUUGUAGACGUCUACCUACCCAAAGCAGCGAGUGGGACCAGCACUUGAGAUUUCCCCACAGAUUCCCAGCAUGGAGAGAACUGCCAUUUCCGCUUCACUGCUCUCCGUCUGCCUCGUUUUGGCUGUGUGUCGCUGUUCCCUGGCGGGUUCCUUCUGCCCGGCACAGUGCGUGUGUGAAACCCGGCCGUGGUACACCCCUCAGUCGGUCUACCAUCAGGCCAAGACUGUGGACUGCAAUGAGCUCCACUUGAGCACCAUUCCACGGAAUAUAUCUGCUGACACUCAGGUCCUGCUUCUCCAGAGCAACAACAUCUCAGUGGUGACCUCAGAACUCCGGAGUCUCGCCAACCUCACGGAGUUGGACCUUUCUCAGAACCAUUUCACGCAGAUCCAAGACGUCGGAUUGGGUAACUUAACCCAGCUGGUUACCCUGUACCUCGAGGAGAAUCAGAUUAAGGAAUUGCCUGAUUUCUGCCUGAAAGAUUUAAUCAGCCUUGAGGAGCUUUAUAUAAACCAUAACCAGAUAUCUUCAAUUGGCCCAAAUGCUUUCUCUGGCUUAGGGAAUCUCCUUAGGCUUCAUCUGAACUCCAACAAACUAGUGGCUAUCGACAGUCAAUGGUUUGAGUCUCUGCCAAACCUCGAAAUCCUCAUGAUAGGCGAGAACCCUAUACUCGGAUUGCAAGACAAGAAUUUCCACCCGCUUUCUAAACUGCACAGUCUGGUGCUAGCUGGCAUGCGCCUCAGGGAAAUACCUGCCGGAGCUUUUCAAGGACUGGAAUACCUGGAGAGUCUCUCAUUUUUUGACAAUAAGCUGACAGCCGUGCCCAAAGAUGCACUCCACUCCCUACCGAACCUGAAGUUCCUCGACCUAAACAAGAACCCUAUUGUUCGUGUGCAGGAAGGGGACUUUCAGGACUUCCUACACCUGGAGGAGCUCAGCAUGAAUAACAUGGAGCAGCUGGUGGCUUUGGAGAAAGGCGCGUUUGUCAACCUCCCGCAGAUGGCCAAGUUAGAGGUCUACAACAACCCUCACCUCUCUUACAUCGAUCGAGGUGCUUUCCGCGACAUGGUUGGCUUGCGCACUUUGCUGGCCCACAACAAUGACCUCACCCUCCUUCCUCACGAGGUCUUCACCUCUUUCCCCAACCUGGACGAGGUCAGCCUCCACAGCAACCCACUCAGGUGCGAUUGCCUCUCAAACUGGGGGCCAGUCUUUGGAAACCAGUCAAGUCUCAAACUCUUGGAAUCCCAGCUCACUAUGUGCGCUUCUCCUCCACAUGUUAUUGGACACUCCCUUCAGGAAGUGGUGUCAACUAACUGGAACAUGGCCAGUAACACCUGCUUGCCACUUAUAUCUCUGCACACCUUUCCACCUCAACUUAACGUCACGGCUGGACAGCCCUUGACGUUGGAUUGCUGGGCUGUGGCUGAUCCUGUUCCGCAGUUCUACUGGGUGACUCCCACGGGUGAUAAAGUUACUUCAGAAACAGUGUCCCCAGUGAUGAAUGAGGGAAGUGUUGGCACAAGAAAGCACAGGAUGCAGGAUCAAGGUGCUUUGGAGAUUCUCCAUGUUGAGCCAGAGGAUGCUGGACUCUAUACUUGUGUAGCGUGGAAUGCAGAAGGUGCAGACACUCGUAGUGUCUCGGUGUACGUAGACAAGGGCAACUGGCGUGAUGGUCAACGGAGGGGUGGCCUGAAAUGGGGGUUGAACACCACAGGGGCUUUGGUUGUCUUGGCGAAAAUCAUCCAUGCACAGUCUGUAGUACUGGAAUGGAAAGUGUACCCAUCUGUCCCUGCUUCCGGGCGUGAGCUGCCUCAACCCAAGUGGCUCAGUGCCACUAUCAAAAUCGACAACCCUCAGAUCAGCUACACUGCGAAAGUCCCGGUAGACGUCCAAGAGUACAACCUCACCCACCUUCUGCCCUCAACGGAGUACCGGGUCUGCCUGACCAUGUCGUCUACAGAACAUCAAACCCAGCACUCCUGCAUCAACGUGACCACCAAAGAAGCCAGCUUUGCUGUGGAGAUGGUCGCCCAACCCAGCAACGUAGCGUUGGCGGCGGUCAUGGGCUCCAUGUUCGCCAUCUGUAUCAUGGCCCUGCUGGUGUUCUACAUGGGGCGAAGGAUAAAGCAGAAGUCCUGCCACCACUCGUUGAAGAAGUACAUGCAGCACGCCACCUCCAUCCCCCUCAACGAGCUGUACCCUCCACUCAUCAACUUGUGGGAGAACGAGACAGAGAAAGAGAAGGAAGGUCCCGUCGACCCCCAGAACUCACAGAUAGACACCUCAAAGACGUACAUGUGGUAGUCGUGCCCAGCACGUCGUCAGAGUAGGAUGAGAAAAAAGAGACUUCACUUGAGAGUGUGUAUGGUGCUGUACAUAGAUGAGUAUGUAAUUACUUACUAAGAUGUCAUUGUGAAAGAUGUAUUUUUAGAUUGUAUAACCCUCCCCGGCCGACAAAAGAGCACUACUACCACACUCGGCUGCAGUUGUGGAAACGGUCGUGUACAGAGUAGAGGAAUUUUACAAGUGCCCAGCUAUGGAGUUUAAAAGCUGACAUAAGUAUUUGAAUCUGCAUUUUGUAUGUUUGAAAUAAACUUACCUGUUUUUUUGUUAUAUUAAUCAGAAAGUCAGAUUUUAACAAGGCUUUUUUGUUUCUUGAAUUUAGAAGAGGAUACAAUUUUAUAGCCUCAUUAUAACAGGGGUGGGAGAAAAUAUUGAUAUUGCAAUAUAUUGUAUCGAUUUUGUUUAGUUUAGCCAUAUAUUACCAAAUGUGAUGUUAGAUAUCGUCGCUUUCCAAUGAAAAACAAGUAUCUCCAUUUUUGUCAACAAACCAACAGUCCCUUACAUUGUGUCAACAUUUCUUAAUGAAUGACCAAUAGAAUUUCUUCAAAAUGACCUGAAAUAAACUCUUUUACAUUGACUUCCAUUGAAAGAUAAGAAGGUUUUAUCUCUCUCCUGUAGAUGUGCUGUUUUGGAGAUACUUGUUUUUCAUUGGACAGCGACAAUAUCAGUAUUUUUAUUGAAACUUAGGUAUAUGUCCCCCAAUUGACUGAAGUUACUGCUUCAUUACUCCACAUGGUGGCGCUAAUCAAAUCAAAUGAAUGGGGUAAAUCUAUAGUGAAAAUAUUAGUUAUCAAAUUCUGUGAAACUGACACCAAUAAAUCCAAAAAUAAAUCCAAUAAAUUUUUGGUGUAUUUUUGGUGUAUUUAAUCCUAGUCAAUAAAACAGAUGUUGUGAAGUAUCAUAGAAAAUUCUGAUACAUCUAUGCAAUAUAUCGAGUACUGCAGAAUCAUAUUAUCAUGAUAUUAUCACUAUUGUAUGCAAAGUAUUGUGAUAAUAUUAUCAUAUCAUGAGAUGUUCUGUGAUUCCCACCCCUAAUAAAUAAAAUCAUUAUAACAUAACAUUUUCAGAUCCAUAAAUUCAAAUGUAUCACCUAUGACCUGUAUUUUUAUUUUUAUUGCAGAGUUUUGCAUUAAAUAGAUUUUUUUAAAUAUGAAGCAGAUUUAUUUUUUAAUAUUUAAAAAUCGUAUUAUUUUGUUACAAAAAAUUUCAAUUAAAUAUUUUAUUUUAUUUCAUAUAAUUCAGUUAUACAAAAUGCAGAUUGGAAUACUCACGUCAGCUUUUCAGCUCCGUACCCAGCCGAACACACUCCUGCAAUAACAGUACAUCACUACGAGUUUUCGAGAGCAUUUAUAACAUGAGGCAUGCUACUACGUUAACUAAUUAUUUGUAUAAUUUAUUCACCAUAUGAGCAUUAAUCCAACCGAGAUCUUCAGAUCUUCAGAUCACACAUUUGGAUUUCUUGCAUGGAGUUCUUGCAUGCUGUUUUUCAGUGCUCACAAAGUAUUUAUUUAUUUAUUUAUUUUCUUUCUCACGUCUAAAAAUACACAGAUGCGAGAAGGUGGUAAACACAUGCACACUCACACACACACACACACACACACUCACUCACACUCGCACAAUCCUGAAACAGGAUUUUUUUUCUUCUUCUAUAUUCUAUAUUCUCUAUUCUAUUUCCACUGCAUUUAUUAUCACCUGUAUUGUAAUAAUAACAGCGACUUUUACCUGCCGGCUGUUGUCACCUGCGACUAAUUAGCCGUCAAGCAGAAUGAAUAUUUGCUACAGCGGCCAGGCAGCUGUGUUUACUUGGCCUUUGCACUUUUGGAUAUCUGUUGAUUUUGAAUUUUCUGAAUGUAUAUUAUUCCUCCUUAUUGAUUAAUCACUUUGUUCUUUUCACUUAUAUGUUUAUUAUAUGAUAUGAUUUAAAUGAGAUUCCAUAUAGAGGCCUAAUACACUGACAUUUCCAAAAGUCAGACGACAGCAAUAUGGAUACUUAUCAAGAUCUCACACCCACACCUGUGUACAAUGUGAGGUGUUAUCUUGUGAGUAAAGGCCAAUUUAUACUUCUAAUCUAACCCACAGUGAACAACAGUGCAGUGGGUGGUUAUGAUCGUGAACGGCAGCAUCUGGGUACAAUUGUCCAUGUGAACAGAUGAACAGAAAAUUCAGACCUGCUGGAGACCCUACAGGUUUAUCCAGCAGGUCUGCGCAGCAUCCUUCAGCUUCGAUUGGACAUGGCAAAAGUCAUGGGACACAAGACUAUCCUAUUCCUAUUGAAUGUUUCCUGACAUUUGGCAUGUCAGUGUAUAUACAGCUCUGGAAAAAAUUAAGAGAUCACUUCAGUUUCUGAUUCAGUUUCUCUGAUUUUGCUAUUUAUAGCUUUAUGUUUGAGUAAAAUUUAAAUUAACAUUAUUGUUUUAUUCUAUAAGCUACUGACAACAUUUCUCCCAAAUUCUUAAAUAUAAAAAUAUUGUCAUUUAGAGCAUUUAUUUACAGAAAAUGAGAUAUGUCCGAAAUAACAAAAAAGAUCAUGCAAAUAAUGCGAGUUCAGAAAUCAAUAUUUGGUGGAAUGACUCUGAACAGUUUUCAGGCAUCUUGGCAUCAUGUUCUCCUCCUCCACCAGUCUUACACACUGCUUUUGGAUAACUUUAUGCUGCUUUACUCCUGGUAAAGGUGUGUUUAUUGAUUGAAAUCCACAAACACUUUAGUUUGGACAGAAUGCCGGGCUUUUCCACUGUCCGGUUAUUAUUUAUGUUCUGCGCUGUGUAUUAUCGUUCCACAGUAUGUUCAGCACCUCGUUACAUGGUUGACAAUUUCAUUACUGAGAGACCGUUUCAGUUCUCUGCUGAUUAUAUUAUAUUAUAUUGCCACAUUCAAUAUUCAUUCUCCUUUAAAAGGCAUGAUGGCCGUGAUAGGUUGGGGAACAGGAUUGCGUCAAGGUACCAUCAAUGAAAUCAGUGUUUAAUUUUCCAUUACAGAGCGUAAUUUGAUUAGCCUCUGCAGCAAAUAAUAAACAAACACCUCCGGCUGCAGAUGGCCAGCCCAAGGAAAUACACAGAAAUAUAAACAGAUCAGCCACAUCAUUAACACCACUGACGGGUAAAGAGGAAAACACUUUACUUUUAUCUUCAUCUACUGUGGCGUCUGUUAAAGGGUGUAGUUAACACAUUAGGCAGCAACUAAACAGUCUGUUCUUGAAUUGAAUAUGUGUUGAAAAGAGGAGUGUAAAAAUCGAAGGUUAUGUUAAUUUGAUCCAUAUCUGACAUUUUUUCUGAACAGGUUGCUCUGUGUAAAUGAGAUGCAUGCGCACAACAGCUAUGCUUCACAUGAAGUUUCAGUUUCAUCCUCGCUAAAAUGAAAGAAAUAUUGAGCUAGUUUCAUAGUUUCUUUCUUAAUUUCCUAUUAAUAUUUCUUGAUAAAAGAGAGACUACUUCAGUUUCUGAAUCAGUUUCUCUGAUUUUGUUAUUUAUAGGUUUAUGUUUGAGUAAAAUUAACAAUGUUGUUUUAUUCUACAAACUACAGACAACAUUUCUCCCAAAUUCCAAAUAAGAUAAAAAUAUUGUCAUUUAGAGCAUUUAUUUUUCAGAAAAUGAGAAAUGGCUGAAAUAACAAAAAAGAGUUUUCAGAACUCAAAUAAUGCAAAGAAAACAAGUUCAUAUUUAUAAAGUUUUAAGAGUUCAGAAAUCAAUAUUUGGUGAUAUAACCCUGUUUUUUAAUCAUAGUUUUUAUCAUGAAUCUUGGAAUGUUCCCCUCCACCAGUCUUACACACUGCUUUUGGAUAACUUUAUGCCGCCACUCCUGGUGCAAAAAUUCAAGCAGUUCAGUUUGGUUUUAUGACUUUUGAUCAUCUUCCUCUUGAUUAUAUUCCAGGUUUUUAAAUUUGGUAAAGUCAAAGAAACAUUUUUAAGUGGUCAAAUUGUUUUCCAGAGCUGGAUGGAUCAGAUAUUAAAGUGAAUGAAGUGUGUUUUUUUGCGCAUUAAAAUAUAUCUGGAAUCUAACUUAACAUAUUCAUUUUUAAUGCAAAUUAAUCAAGAAUUAUAUUUAGGGGAAACACACCAUCUCUACUGUCAGUUACUCAAUCUACUGUCUGAGUGAGUUUAUACAGUACAGAAGAUCGGUCCCAUGAGUCGUGUACAACCCAGACGAGGACCAUAUUGAACCCUUCCUGUUCCCUAUCACUAUCACUGGCCACCAUGAAGCCUAUAGUUCACAUAUUGGACAAAAGGUUCUGCUUUCCAGCUGAAAAGUAUGGGUAUAAUUUAAUAUGUACUACUACUAAUAAUAAUACCACACUAAACAUUAUUCAGUGUUCAUUAUAUUAAAAGCAUAGCAUAGCAAACACUAAUCAUAGCACUAAUCCUCAUAUAAAAAUAAUAAGUAAAUGAUAAUGAUAACCAAAAGUAAUCAGCUCAGAUCUGCAGGGAUGCUCUCUCUCUCUCUCUUUGUCUCUAUUGUCUAUUGAAUUUGUCAUUGUUAUUGUUUGAACCAAAGAUGAAACGACAAAUAUUCAAAGGACCUGUCACGGUCAGAUACGCAGAGGACAUCUGUAUAAUGCAUUAUUAAACCUGAGUUGAUCAAGCUGAAGUUGAUGAAGUAAAUCUUUGUUUUUGAUGUAGUUUAUACGUUUAUUUAUUCAUGAAUUUAUUCUAAAUGAUAUUUGUAAAUGCAUAAGUUAACAUUGCUGCACACAGUGCUGGAUUAUCCUCACAUCCAUUCGAAUCGUACCAUGUUUUAUUCUUCAGCCGCUCGUAAUAAAAACACUUAACAGUUUUGAUAGCUGUUUAUAAUCACGUAUUAAAUGUGGUGUCCACUCCUAUAGAAUGCAAUAUUACAGCACUGAUGAUAAUAAUUACAGCACUGUCUGCUCACCGCUCACGGUUUGUGUUACCCGCUGCUGGAUGCUGGUUGCUGGGGCUCUGAGCACUGGGUUAUUCUGAACAAUGCCUGGAGUUUAUUGCUACACACGUGCCCUCUGGUGGUGGAAGAGCUUGAUGGCAUAUAUUUGCUUUAUCUGUGUGAAUAGCAGGGUAUUUUGUAAUAGGAGGACAGACUGUUGUUUAUAUUUCGAGGUACUGUAGGUCAGUACUGCUUUAGGCGUGUUGGUCUGUGCUCAGUAGAAGACAAUUGACUGUAUGCAGAAACAUCGGAAAGAAAUAAACACAAAUAUCACAAA
Astyanax mexicanus (Mexican tetra) is the source of this 7915-nucleotide messenger RNA. RefSeq lists its product as uncharacterized. Lineage: Eukaryota; Metazoa; Chordata; Actinopteri; Characiformes; Acestrorhamphidae. The transcript has 2 exons. Gene Ontology annotation, molecular function: protein binding. The record is from RefSeq and is a predicted model, not a curated record. Bases 469 to 2706 code for a protein of 745 amino acids.